UGCUAGGAAAAGUGAGAUUAAAGAAAGAAGAAAGUGCCCCCCUGCGCACAUGGCGCUGCGAGUGGCACGGAGCGUGCGGGCCGCGGUCUGCAGCCUGCGCGCCGUCUCUGCGCCCAACGUGCCCUGCCCGCCGCGGCCCUGGGGACUGCGGGCGGGCGCCGUCCGGGCGCUGCGCACCGGACCCGCUCUGCUGUCGGGUCGUAAAUUCACAGACAAACAUGAAUGGGUAACAGCAGAAAACGGUGUUGGAACAGUGGGAAUCAGUAAUUUUGCACAGGAAGCUUUGGGAGAUGUUGUUUACUGUAGUCUGCCUGAAGUUGGGACAAAAUUGAACAACGAGGAAUUUGGUGUUUUGGAAAGUGUGAAAGCUGCUAGUGAACUCUAUUCUCCUCUAUCAGGAGAAUUAACUGAAAUUAAUGAAGCUCUGGCAGAAAAUCCAGGACUUGUCAACAAAUCUUGCUAUGAAGAUGGUUGGCUGAUCAAGAUGACACUCAGUAACCCUUCAGAACUAGAUGAACUAAUGAGUGAAGAAUCAUAUGAGAAAUACGUAAAAUCUAUUGAGGAGUGAAAAUGGAACCCCUAAAUAAACUAGUUUGAAACAAUCUAAAAAAAAAAAAAGAAGUAUAAAAUACUAGCCUUCAAUUUUAUUAUGAGAUUCAAAGACAUAGAGUUACCUUGUCCACUGACUGUAAAAGUUAAAAGGACACUUACCCUCAGUUUUGGUACUUAGCUCUUCAAAGACCAGAAACACUUGGUGGACUGGCCCCCCUCUGUGGAUGCUCCCACCCGCUUUGAGUAGUAGCACUGACCUGGGAGAUGGGGGUGUCAGCUCUGUUUCUGCUGGAGGGCCCACCCUGACCUCUCUGAAUCCUGGUUUUUAUGCUACAAAGUGAAAGUGUUAUUGGUCUGCAGGGCACUGUUCUCCCCGACAGGAGAUGAGGAACCAGGAACAGUGCCCAUUUCUGUGUUCCUCACCCAAAUGGUGAUCUCUCUUUAUAAAGAUCCAUCUGGAAGGGACCUGCUGGGGGUUAUUUCAUAUACGCCUUUGGCCACCUUGACCAGAUGUCUGCCCAGCUCAUUUGAAAGGCACACGUCCUGCGUUUGUGACCUUCUGUAACAGAAGGACCUCUGUGUGUGUGUGUGUGUGUGUGUGUGUCUGUACGUAUAGUCAUACCCAGUGCAAGUUUCUUUUUCCUAGUUCAUAGUUUUAGGCUGGUGGAGGUGGGGAAAUUACCCCUUUUAAGAAGUCAUUUAGCAUAAUAAAUGCUGGAGAGGGUUUGGAGAAAAGGUAACUUUCUUGCACUGUUGGCAGGAAUGUAAUUUGAUACAGCCACU
Messenger RNA from Delphinapterus leucas (beluga whale), 1335 nucleotides. The record is from RefSeq and is a predicted model, not a curated record. NCBI's taxonomy places the organism in Eukaryota, Metazoa, Chordata, Mammalia, Artiodactyla, Monodontidae.